Diaporthe batatas is the source of this 2636-nucleotide messenger RNA. RefSeq lists its product as uncharacterized. NCBI's taxonomy places the organism in Eukaryota, Fungi, Ascomycota, Sordariomycetes, Diaporthales, Diaporthaceae. The record is from RefSeq and is a predicted model, not a curated record. The coding region runs from base 251 to 2047 and encodes 598 amino acids. The transcript has a single exon.
GCUUUGUAACUUGGACAACAAACAGCGUGUUUGAUGUUAAGCACUCCGGUUGCCUCGCAGCCAACGACACCAAGCAGAAGAAAACAAAAUAGCCGUCCGUUUUCUGGCCCACCUCCCGCCUUCCAUCGCGUCUCCGGAUGUAAUCACACAUCCCGUGGCCUUUUUAUCUGUCUCCACACGUCCGAGGACACCAGCCUAUCCGUACCUGCCCAAGUACUUGCUCGGACCAGGAGCAUGUGCCCUACGUCACAUGGAAGACAACGAGCCCUCUCGGUGGCUGCCCGGACUUUCACAGCUGCCACGACGACUGACUCUUUCUGUUGGCACCGUGACUCCAUCCCAGACACAAGACUUGUCAGAAAAGGCGCCGCUGAGCUCUUGUAGGCGCUCUUCCCUGCCUUCAACCUCCCACCCGUAUCUGCACCAAGGGCAGCCCACAGCUGUCCACCCCGGCCUUGCUGGUCCAGGUGCAAACCGCCCUGCUUUCCAGAAAGGGGUUGAAUAUGGGUCAGGGUCGUCCUCCAGCGAUGACUGCAGCUCCGCCAGUUACGAAUCCUCGACGUCCACUACCGGGUCUCACCUCCACAUCGGCGUGCCUUCCAUACCUACCGUUCCACCAAAGCUUGGAACAAGGUCACAAUACCCCUCUGAGGAUGGGAACAGAUCUUUUUUCGAAAUACAGAGAUUUGAAACCUUAGAGGCUAAAUGGAAGAAGCUCGAGACCAAGAGGGACGAGGUCCGUGGAAUGCGUGAGGACAUCUUGCGUUUGAGACGGAAGACACAAAGAAGACGCUUGCGCAAGGACUCUGCUGACAAUUCCUUCAUGUCCUUUUUGCGCCCUCUCCUGGUGUCCACCAAAGCUACAAGUUCACUCACUACGUCGCAUUCUCGUCUGCGGGAGCUCUUUGAAUGCAUGCAAAAGGCACGGGAUAAAUGUCAAGAUGUGGAAACCACCUUGGAAUUGAUGGAAGAAAAUUUAGGAUACGCUGAGGAUGAACUGAACGGUCAAGAAAAGUCACUCAUCGAUGAACUCCGUCCGGAUGCCAAAAUCGCGACCAACGCGAAGGCUCCAGAGCCCACGAAACGCCGUUCCUCUUCUCCUCUCCCUACUUCACUCCUUGGCAUUGGCGCAGAGGGCCCCGAGGACUUCCACCCACUCUACAAAAAGUUCAUUUCAGAGGUCGGCUAUCUCCAGCUAGCCGAGGAACACCACCGAGAUCUUCUCUUCCGCAAAGAAUCGAUCGAACGAGAGCAGGAUCAUCUGAAGCUUGCGCAAGAUUACCGCCCACCCAAUGACAGGCGGCUCGAGACCCAGGAUUUGACAUUUCUGAAAGACUUCGGUCUUCAUAUGCAAGAAAGCAUUUCUGAGAUGGAGAAGCUUCAGGUGGAUGUGGAACGGCUUCGACAAAUGUGUCGAAACCGAGGUGUAUUUCCCAAGCACGCGCCUCUGCACGAAGCUUACAGAUUUGAGCGCGAUCUUGGCGACGACAUCUUUCUCAGUCCCGAUCCGGUCGAGGACAAAGAUGCCUUUCCACUGUUCACCUCCCGUUUCGGAGUCCUGCUCUACAGUCCAAAGCAUCUUAUCGAGGAACCCCCGAUCACGGCAAAGGCAGCAUUGAGAAGGGCUGUAAGCCUGAAGGAUGGCGAUAUACUAUAUCCAUUCAAGCAGGAAAUGUUCGCAACUGCCGCCAAAGAGUAUCUCAUCGAGCACUUGAUCCAGGACGCCAAGGAUUCCGACAAGACUGAUUUCAUCAACCGCUGGCUGCUGCACCGACUGAGGACCUCUGCUGUGGAAGUGGAGCUUCUCUACUCAUUGUUUGUCUCGUCGUCUUCUUUAACGAUUCUUGACUUUGAACAAUGGCAACAGGAUGUUCUUUUCUACUGGACAAGGGAUGACCAGGCACGACUCCCACCCGAGCGGUUUAAUGGGCCCGUCACAUCAGAGUGUACGGAAGGGUCAUCCGUCUUGGCUGAUUCCUCUGUUAAGCCCGGCCUUCAGAGCGACCCAACCGAAGGAACCUACACGAAUUCGUCUUCAACAUCAUGAACCCAUAUCUGAUUUGUUUUACCUCCUAUGUGAGGGUUGUGGAAGGUGUGUUCUGCGACACACUUUCACGAUACGUUUUACUGUCGAUGCCCCUGGGCUUGAAACCCAGCGAGUGGCGUCAAGAGAAAGAACCUUUUGUGUGGAUAAAUGUUUUGAUACCCAUCAUGCGGCCUCUCUUAUAUCUGUAAUUGUUGAAUUGUCACUUUUCUUUUCUUUUUUCUUUGCAAGCGAGGCGCUUGGGAAUAUUGUAAAAUUGUUACUCAUAAAGCAAAAGGACGGAACUGACUCCACCUUAUUCAUCCUUGAGAUACCCGGUCAGCAGUUUAGAUCGCAUGUACAUGGCACACGUUCGCUAUAUACACUGUACUUAUAUUGAAAUUGUCUAGCCUGCGCGGCAUGCCUCUGAAAUUAUAAUUCUGGACAGAUAGAACGUGACAGCGCACAAAAUCUAAGCACGCCCUCAUUAACUUCACUCCGGCCCCAAAAACUGCCAAAAAUCACGAAUUCAUCAGCGCUACUACAGACCUUGACCAGAGCAGGGAGCACAGCUGAAUCUGGACAGCAAACGCCCGGAGCGAGGACACCCAGC